Strongylocentrotus purpuratus (purple sea urchin) is the source of this 4313-nucleotide messenger RNA. RefSeq names its product sorting nexin-14 (gene snx14). Lineage: Eukaryota; Metazoa; Echinodermata; Echinoidea; Camarodonta; Strongylocentrotidae. The transcript is spliced from 31 exons. Gene Ontology annotation, molecular function: phosphatidylinositol-3,5-bisphosphate binding. The record is from RefSeq and is a predicted model, not a curated record. Gene Ontology annotation, cellular component: late endosome. Gene Ontology annotation, biological process: autophagosome maturation. Bases 169 to 2904 code for a protein of 911 amino acids.
UGAUGGCUGAUUUUCACACCGUGUUGAAAGACUUGGUUCUUCUUGUUCGACAGAAUACAAUCUUUUCAACAAUUUUUGGUGUACUUUUGACAAUCAGCAUUAUAUUCUUCAGGUACCUGCCUGUAUUACUGAUAGUAUGGUCAGGCCUGGCUGGGGUGUCCAUGUUCCAUGUCCUCUUCAAGAGAGUAUCGAGUUUACCCAAUUUUUUUCCAACCUUUCUACCCUAGGUACCUGCCUGUAUUACUGAUAGUAUGGUCAGGCCUGGCUGGGGUGUCCAUGUUCCAUGUCCUCUUCAAGAGAGUGUCCAGUUUACCCAAUCUCUUUGGAAUGUUUGAGAGGGAUAAGCUAGCUGGAGUCAGGAAGUCCACCCUAAAGGAAGCUUAUCAUGGAAGAUGCCCGGUGUGUGGCAAUGAUAACUGUAACAGACACAGAGGGGAGCUUUACCAUACAAACUACCAGCCAUGGAUUGAUCUGAAGAUUCCAAAGAGAGUAGAUGAUGCCUUGUCAGAGUUCUUUGAGCUGGUGUUGAAAGAGUAUGUGUAUUCUUGGUACAGUGAAUCUAUGAGCAAGGACGAGGAGUUUGUGAAAGAGCUUAGAACCUCUCUCAGGUACACCAUUUCAGUCAUACUCAGGAGACUCAAACAGAUUGACCUACCAACCGUCAUCAUUCACAAACUGAUCAAAGCUGGUCUGAGCCAUCUUGAUGUUUACCUUAGAGCAAAGAGAAAAGCAAGAUGGGGUGAAGACAUUCAGGACCUGACCAUAAAGCAGUAUGGUAAUCAUCUUCAUGUAGCAGUCAGGAAUAGACAUGCUGAGCUGGAGUAUAUCAGGAACCUGUGUGAGCUUCUCUUUCCAUUCAUCGUCUCUAAUGAACCACAGGAUAGCAAAUGUACGAUAUCAUUCCUGAGGGAGUUACUAUCCAGGUCUCUCAUCAUGCCUGCUAUGGAUGUACUUGCAAACCCAGAUGUUGUCAACAAGAUUUUAGAAGUCUUCUUCGAUGAGGAACCUAUGGCCAAAUCUACUGACCCACCAACAGAACCAGUGAACAUCUUGAAAGCAUUUUGUGAGGCUAGACCUUGUCAUGCUGAUAAUGCCCUUCACUAUGAGACGUCUGAGAUCCUGAGUAACAGCACUCUUCUCUUCCCAUUUCUUCAAUUCAUGCGUCGAGAGGGCGCUCUCAACCUUCUUCAGUUCUGCUUGACCGUUGAGGAUUUCAACCGCCGGAGCCUUGUUCCUGACAUGACAGACCAACAGAAACGAGACCUCCAUCUAGAAGCGAAGGAGCUCUACAACCUCUACUUUGCUCCAGAUGCCAUGGAUAGAAUCAACUUUGAAGAAGUUGUCGUCAAAGCAUUCCAAGAUAUUGUUACAGGGCCUCCUGAAGGAGUGAUUCGCAUGAGAAAGACUCUUACCCUCUUUGAAGCUUAUGAAUAUGUGUUCAGUUUGCUGGAGAGUACAUACUGCCCUCUAUUCCAUCAUUCGGAAGAGUACUACACCUUGUUAUGUGGAAAGAGAAGACUUGCAUUGGCCAGAGCAGGAAGCAGAGUGGCAAGCAAGAAACCCAGUGAAACAUUUGCUGCCAUGAGCAAAUUGGGAAGUAGGAUCAAAGGUGUCUUCAAAGGACAAACAGAUGGUGAGAGCCUGUUUAACUUAGACCUCUAUGAAGAAUCAAGUCAACCAUCGUCUGAUGUAGAUCAAAUAUCUGAUGAUGAAGACACCCACCAGACUGGUGUAUCAUCACCCCAACAUGAUCUGAGUGCAUGGAGAGUCAGUAUACCAGGUGUUGGGAUGAAGAUGGAAGGAGGGAAAGAAGGAUUUGUUUUCAUCAUCGACAUUCAGAGGGUUGAUGUCAGGGAAGGGGAUGGAGAGAGGAACUCCUGGCGGGUUGAAAGGAUGUACCAUGAGUUCUAUGCCUUGGAACAGAAGCUGAGAGAAUUCCAUGGUGUGUUUGAAGAUGCUCAGCUGCCUGUUAGACGACCGUUUGGAAGCAAGUCACAGGACUUCAUGGAGAAGAAAAGACCUGGGUUAGAGAAAUAUCUCCGGGUUCUACUUACCAAGCCAAUCUUGAGAGGAAGUCAGCUUCUCUAUACAUUCCUUACAACCAACGAAGAGUUUGUCAACAAGAUUUUUGGAGAUGUCAAUCUAGGGAAGUUUGUACGUUCAGUCUCCACCAAGGUCAUCAAAGAGAGAGGACAGCAUCUAGAGCGUUUCCUGGUGACCUUCCUUGCUUCUGUGGAAGCUGCUAGACCUAAAGCAAGUGCUGAUGAGGAUGAGACGGAUCCAGAUCUGACAGAGAAAGAAAUGCUAUCAAGUCUCCUGUUUGAAAACAAUGCUGGUCAGGAGUUGGAUAGACCAAACCUAAAGGAACCUUGGACCAACCCAGAAGCCAGCUACAUGCAGCUCAAUGGAAUCAUUCAGUAUGUCUUGUACUUGGCUCGCUCUGUCUUCGAUGUACCUGUAUGGAUGCAUCAGAUGAUUGUAACCUUUGCAAAGAUAUUUGGAAACUCACUGGAAACAUAUUUGGAUUAUUUCAUCAAUACUAAGACGGAGAUGUUGAAGAGUGAGCAGAUGGUGGAGCAUAUCAUGUAUCUACUCAGAGAUGUUCUAUUCUUUGAUGAAGACCCACCCAGGACGGAUGCACAGAAGCUUGAGAGGAAAGAGUUUGCCUUCCAACAAAUGCUCAAAUUCUUCCCAAGUAUAGUACCCAAGGUUCUUGGAGAAGAGAAGUUUUAUGAUGGAUGUAAGAUAGUCUUUGAUGCUCUGCAAUAUCCCAAGCUCAACAAACAGCUCUCUUACAUUCUCUUGGAUAUUGUCAUCAAGGAAAUCUUUCCUGAAUUAUCUGAUGAGGAUGAUGCAGAUGAGGAAGCUUCACAAUAUCAGGAAGAUCACUAUGAGAAAGAUUGAACUAAAAUGGCGUAACAAAUUGAACUCACAUCUCCCUUUCUUUUAAUAUCCUGGAAUAUUAUUCUGCAAGAAGAUAGUAUCUAAGCACUAGAAAGUCAUGAAUGCUGAGAAGAUGGGUACAUAGGUUGAAAGGCUGAAAGCAAAGAGGCCAGUUUAAGUAGUUUCUGUUACAAGGAAUCAGUAUUGUUGGAUUAUGUCUAUCCAACAGUACUCAAUUUCCUUUUGAUAACCAUGGUUAUCACUGUUCCAUUCAUUAGAAUCACAGUUAUGAAUUAUGAUCAUUAUUAGCAUAACCAUGAUCAGAAGAGUAGUAAAAUUUUCAGCAUUUAAUGCAACUAAAUUAUACUGAACUUUUCAUGCAAAUAUUGGACUUUUUUUUAAUGUUAAAUUUCUGUGGUUAUGUCAACAAUAACCAAUUCCUUCUGCCUACCGAUUUCAGUUAAUGCUACAUUUUUACUGAAAUAUUCUGAUGAAAGUUGGCAGCUCUUUUUUUUUUUUUUAGUCAAUAACUUUAUCUUUUAUAUUGGAUGCAUUUGUAUUACUUUUGGCAAGAUCUUUAUCAUUUUGCAAUACUCUAGAUUUUUUUUCAGAAGAGAUAUGAAGCCAAUUACUGUAAUAUAUUCCUUUCCAUGGUCCUUGCAAGCCAAGUAACUGCUGUGCUUUAUAAUGUUCUGGUCAGGAUUUCAAAAUGUCUGCUUGUUUGGAGUUAAAUGUCAAAUAUGCAUGUGAUUUUUUUUAACAUUGACCAAGCACUGAUUACAUUUUUAUAAGGGUGUGAUACUAGAAUUUAAAUAAUUCAUAAAACAGUAAAUCUAAAUAAAAAUUGAGAAUGAUGAAAUUACAUUACAUGCCUAUGGGCAGGCAAUGGGUUGUGCUGUACACUUAGAACUUGGAUCAUCAAUUUUGUUGUGAUAUUGAAACUAAAUCAUUCCAUUUUACAAUUAUUCCACAAUCAUGAAUUGGUGUAAUCUUACAGUUUUUUAAAAACAAUAUUUGUAUGUCAAGUAGGACUGCUCUCUUUCUUCUAUUUUGCGAAAAUGAUGAGAGUUGUAAGUCUAAAAAAUAACUGUAUGUGACAAAAUUGAAAUUACUAAUGACUAGUUGCAGUAGUGAUGAAUGUGUUUUGCUUCAUACACAUCUUUACAAAACAGGGUUAAACUGUAUCCGAUCAUGAUUAUGUUAUGUUUAUGUUUUAAUUCAGCAGUACUGUAGAAUUCAGCCCCCAAUCGUCAGAGUAGAAACUUGUUGCACUAAAAACUCUAUCGAUCAUGUCUCACUCAAUCAUGCAUACAAAUGAUGAAAAGAGGCUUACCGGUAUUCAUAGAGUUACAGUAUUCUGUGCAUUGUCAUCAUGAGUUUAAAGAUAAAGUUGAGUUCUGCGAUUGCAUUGUGAAAGAAAAGGUGUGUAU